AUGUCCGGAUGCAGUGCCGACGACGAGGCCGGCGAUGACCGCGCGCCGCGCGACAGAAGAAUUCGCGACCUCGGCGAGCUCCAGGAAACCGAAAACACGCCCCUCCUGCCCACGGAUCGGCCCGCGGAGCUGGUCCCUGAGCCGUCCUUGCGUCUGCUCGUCAGUCUUAUCGGCGGCCUGUGUUUGACCCUGGUGGCCGUGAGCCAACGACUCUUCGGCCCUGCGUUGCAGGAAAUUAUGGAGGAUGUCAUUUGCAGAAAUGUCUAUAGAGACCACCAGCUCAACGCGCUUUCUCCUCCAGACAGCCGAUGCAAGGAAAACGAUGUGCAGAAAGUCCUGUCCAUGGUCUCUGCUGUCGAUGUGUCGGCUGAGAUGAUUGUUCCAAUUAUGGUGCAGAUCCCCUUUGGAAUUAUUGCCGAUAAAUAUGGUCGUCGAAUCGUCAUCUUUGCCUCUCUUUUCGGCUGUUUCUUGAAAAUUGCGUGGACAAUCCUUGUCCUCUCGCUGCCCGAUAAACUCAACAUAUGGGCAAUUCUCUGGGGUAACCUGGCCUACUUCCUCGGCGGAGGCGGAUCCAUGGCCGGCGCCAUGUGCUACACACUCUUCAGCGACGUGACGCCCGCCGCCGAACGAACCAUGGUGUUUUACCAGCUCAACGCCGUGCUUCGCAUCGUCAACGUGGCAGCCACGCCCUUGGCCGCGUUCCUCCUCGGGGUGAACCCAUGGAUAGCUCUGUAUAUAGGCAUCGGUCUGCUAGGCAUUGGCACAGUCUGCACACUCUUGCUUCCCGAAACUCUUGAUUUGAGGAAAGUUGCUGAGCAGAGGAGACUGCCCCGCGAGAGGGCAGAGGAGUUUGCACCGCAGCCGAUAUCUAAAGUGUCGGCCAAAUCUGCUAUCCAACGCGCACUGGCUUCUGCGCGCAGUGACUUUGCUCACAUUUGGCGUUUUCUGCUCGGCUCGCAGGGUAUCAUGCUACUCAUGGUGUGUAAUGCUUUAGUGUACCCAUUGAAGCUGGUCUUCGACAGCGACCUCUUGCAGUAUAUGACGAAACGAUACCAUUGGUCAUGGUCAACGGCUACAUAUAUUGUGUCCAUCGAAAACUUCUUCGCCCUAGGAGUGCUAAUGAUUGUAUUGCCCACGACAGCUUGGGCUCUGAAUCGGCGCGGCCGCUCACCACUCCAGCGCGACCUAUUCAUCGCCCGUGUGUCCGCAAUAUUUGCGUUUCUGGGCACAAUACUCAUUGCCUUUGCGCCGGUAGGCUGGCUCUGUCUACUAGCCCUCAUCAUUUACAGCUUCGCGACAGGCUUUUCGCCUUUAUUCCGGUCCAUCCUUUCCAUCAUUGUCGAGCCGCACACAAUCGGGGCUCUCAAUACUGUCAUCGCUACAACUGAAUCUAUCGUAGGCCUGGUCUCGGCUCCCACUCUGGCUUGGCUUCUCAACCGUGGCAUGGAUAUUGGUGGUGUCUGGAUUGGUCUUCCGUUCAUGUUUACUGCUCUCCUGACAGCACUUUCCGCCUUGGGGAUAUUUCUAUUCAAGUUGCCUACCGUAUUUGUUCGAAGUUGA
Cordyceps militaris CM01 is the source of this 1560-nucleotide messenger RNA. Its product is annotated as MFS transporter. Gene Ontology annotation, molecular function: transmembrane transporter activity. The record is from RefSeq and is a predicted model, not a curated record. The transcript has 4 exons. The coding region runs from base 1 to 1560 and encodes 519 amino acids. NCBI's taxonomy places the organism in Eukaryota, Fungi, Ascomycota, Sordariomycetes, Hypocreales, Cordycipitaceae. Gene Ontology annotation, cellular component: membrane. Gene Ontology annotation, biological process: transmembrane transport.